AUGAGGGCAGCCCACGUGGCUGCAGUGGGCACUGACAUCAUGUCAUGUGCCUGGUGCACUAAACUGGGGAGGUGCCUUGGAAACUCCUCCAUUAAUCACUUCACCAACUGGUUAGACACAAAUAAAAAGCAGCUGAGCUUCCAUGAAGAUGGGUUCAAGGAUACCGUCCUCAGUCGUCUGACAACCUGCUUGUGGGGGCUUGUUCCUGGAAAAAGAGUCCAUAAAAUCUUAAGGUAUGGCCUAGACAAACACCUGCCUCCCAAUGCCCACGAGCUGGUGUCUGGAAAGCUGCACAUUGUCCUCACCCGUUUGCGCGACUGGAAAAGUGUGACCGUGUCCGAGUUUGCCUCCAAGGAGGACCUGAUCCAGGCCAUACUGUGCAGCUGCUUCAUCCCAGCGUAUUUUGGACUUUUCCCUCCUAAGUACCGUGGGGUGCGUUACGUGGACGGGGAACUGGCCAUGUGGAAAGCUGACUUCGUGUCCCAGAACACCAUCACCGUGUCUGCGUUCGCCGGCGAAUACGACAUCUGCCCCCGGGACGGCGCCGCCGCCUUCUUCAACUUCCAGCUCUCUGACUGCAUUUUGCACCUCUCCACGAGGAACCUCUGCCGCUUACAGCACAUUUUUCAGCUCCCCAAACGCCAAGUCAUGGACCGGUUUUUUGCCUCUGGCUACCAGGACACGGUCUGCUUCCUAAAGAGACUGAGUAAGUGA
Messenger RNA from Lepidothrix coronata (blue-crowned manakin), 714 nucleotides. Its product is annotated as patatin-like phospholipase domain-containing protein 1. Bases 1 to 714 code for a protein of 237 amino acids. The record is from RefSeq and is a predicted model, not a curated record. Gene Ontology annotation, cellular component: cytoplasm; membrane; lipid droplet. Gene Ontology annotation, molecular function: triacylglycerol lipase activity. NCBI's taxonomy places the organism in Eukaryota, Metazoa, Chordata, Aves, Passeriformes, Pipridae. The transcript has 6 exons. Gene Ontology annotation, biological process: triglyceride catabolic process; lipid homeostasis.